Molecule: messenger RNA, 1792 nt
Organism: Canariomyces notabilis
Lineage: Eukaryota; Fungi; Ascomycota; Sordariomycetes; Sordariales; Chaetomiaceae
Exons: 3
Coding region: 103-1662 (519 amino acids)
Biological process (GO): positive regulation of transcription by RNA polymerase II
Cellular component (GO): nucleus
Molecular function (GO): zinc ion binding; transcription cis-regulatory region binding; DNA-binding transcription factor activity, RNA polymerase II-specific
Source: RefSeq, a predicted model, not a curated record
UCGAUAAAACUAUAGGAUUCUUCUAGUCGACAAUCAAGAUUCCACACCUACACAACUUGUCAGCAACUCAGCCCUGUGACAUGCAGCAUCUCGCCGGGCCGUAUGCCAGGCACACGAUCCCGCCAAGGAUGUGAGGAGUGCAGGAGGCGGAGGAGAAAGUGUGAUGAGCAGAAGCCCUGUUGCGGCCAGUGUUUGGCGUUCAAUAGGACGUGUACAUACGCUCUAAGACUUGUAUGGAGCGGUGCCAGCAAUCGCAGUGACCGCAGGAACUCGACCGCUUGCCAGCUUCGACUCGGACUUGGUGCAGGCCCCGCGGGUCGUAAUAUAGAUGGAGAAGAAGGGACCUUGGUGCAGCAGAACAGGAAUCCCAGAACUCCGCCGGUUUUGCCCACAGGGGCCGUGCCACUAUCCGUCUCCCUUCCGCGUCGUCUACCAAACGGCAUCCCGCUCUCGCCAACAUAUCAGAGCCUUCUAAGCUAUUUCACAGGAGACAUCCUCGCUUCCCUGUCCUGCCAUCCCUCAAUACACCAAGACCUACGCCAAGGCCUGGUGCCCGUCACCCUCGAAUCGCCUCAGCUCAUGUCGGCCUGCCUCGCACUAUCAGCAGCGGGCUUCCUGUCUCGUGGAGUCCUCUCGCUAAACGGCAUUGAGAUAUCCAGGAUCCUUGGCCACCUGCAGUCGUCAGGGCUAUCACUCUUGCGAAGCGCCUUGGGGACAGGCCAAAUGGACGAGACCCUGUUGGCAACAUGUCUGAUCUGGUGUCUUAGCGAUGUCUUCACCUACCGCCAAGGCACAUCUUCCUGGCGUAUCCAUUUACAAGGAAUCCGGGCUCUUCUGGACGGUGACGGGAGGACCCGUCGCGAUUUCACCAACCCAUCCGGUGCCCUCCAGUCCGCCAUGAAGCAUCUAUACCAGCUCUAUCUCUCGUUACAAACCCUGCCGUACAUCCCCCCUUCAGAGAACUCCGAGCCACGAGCACCGCUACACGCUCCUCCUGCCACAGACCCGCUGAAAGCCAAUCUCAAACCUGCUCCCAGCCCCGCGAUUGACGGCUUCUUAGGCUACAGCGACGAGCUGUUAGACGUGAUCCACCAAAUCGACCAUCUCUCCCGACUCGCCUCGGUCGAUCCCUUAGCGUCAUCCUUCGAAGCAGGCAUUCUCCUCGGCAAGGUCCAGGCCAUGAUCAGCCGCGAUUCCAAAGCGCCGCCGGCCGUCAUAUCCAUCUGCUCCCCUCUAUCGCCCGAGUACGGCCGCGAGUUCACGCUCUGCCACCAAAUCUUCCAGCAGGCGACCCUGAUCCACCUCUACAGGCGACUGUACCACCUUCCGUCCGGGUCAGAGCCGAUACAGUCUGCUGUUCGUGCCAUGAAGGAAAUGGUCAGUAACAUGAGCACUACCCAGGGGCAGCCAUGCCAUACCUGGGUCGCUAUGGCGAUGCCGCUGUUUACGCUUGGCUGUGAGGCUUUUACUGAGGAGCAAAAGAGCUUUGUGCUUGAUAAGGUUGAGAAAUUGGGCGAGUGUAUUCGCUCGUUGCAUAUCAGUAUCAUUCGCCAGGCGCUGCAGGAUAUAUGGGAUGUAAGGGCGAGUUUGGGUGAUUUUAGGGGGGAGCUGUGCGCAAGCCAACUGCUAGAGAAGCUGGAUUACAACAUUAUCCUGUUUUGAUGUCCGGCUGACGGGGCUUGUCUACUUAGCAAGCCCACGCUUCCAUCCUUCGUGAUACAUAUCGACCCGACUCUUGAUCCGAAGAUACGAACCCAGUUACUUAGUUUACUAUAUUCAUAGGCUAUUAAAA